GAAAUUAAUUGCAGAUGAAGCAUAGAAAAAUGCUCCUGAGGUAUCCGAGUACAGUUUUCUGGAAGGCUCGACGGGCAGCGGCGGCACAAGCGGUGGUUGUGCGUGCGAAGAAAUCUCCCACCCUCUCGAGCGAUCGGCGCGCUUGAUCACUCUGGCUACUCGACCUGUCUCCACCUUGUAGUCUCUCCGCGAUAUACCGGGAGCACUUGUGGUGGCUCAGGUGGCUCUGAGUCAGUUAAAAGCCGGCUUUGCUUCAGCUAGUCAGCCAGUCAAGCGAAGCCAGCCCAGCCAGCCCGUAGAAGAGGACAAUCCUACCGUGUGCACACCGUGCACGUACACGCACCUACGGGUGCACACCGGUCUUAUAAUGGCGUGGCGCGGCGGUGACCGUUUUGGUGCGAUAAAAGUCGAGGGCAGCCUUCGGGUGUUCCUGCGCCGGUUCGAGGAGAGCUGAGGGAAAAAGAAGAGAGAGAGGAACGGGUUCUCUGGUGCCAGUGUGCAGUCUAGUCGAAGACACAGGAUGAUAGCGAACGUCCGAUGAGUAUCCCGCUUCCCGUUGCCCUCCUGCCAGAGAGAAGAAGAAGAGGAAGACAGGAAAGGAGAGAAUAGUCCUCCGUGGAUUAAUCGAACCGCCGCCACCUCCAUUCUUCUCCACCAUCGAGGUGAGAAGAGAUGCCGAAACAAGAAGAACGGAUGUCUGCCAGUCGGGAAUCGCACGGGACUUGCACCGCAACAACGGAGAACAUGUCGUCAAUGAGAAGGAAGAUGAAGACGAAGAUGGUGCCGCCGGACGGCGGAUGGGGCUGGGUGGUCCUCCUCUCCGCCCUCGUGGUCAACUUCCUCAUCCCGGGCACCGUCAAGUCCUUCGGCGUGCUCUUCGUCGAGUUUCUUCACGUCUUCAAGGCGUCCUCCACGGCGGGAUCCUGGAUGCCGGCGCUAUGUUACUUCCUGUAUAGCUCGUUAGGUCCUUUAUCUAGUAUCCUGUCGACCAAGUACUCUUAUAGAACUGUGACCCUCAUCGGCGGCGCCUUCGCGGCCAGCGGGAUGAUGUUGAGUUACUUCGCCAAUUCGGUUACUUACCUUUACGUCAGUUAUGGGCUUAUGGUCGGGAUCGGCGCUGGGUUAUCGUUCCCACCGACAGUUUACAUUGUCACGUCGUACUUUGAGAAACUGCGGGGAGUAGCGAACGGUUUAUGCAUCUCCGGCAGCGCGAUUGGCACCAUAGUACUACCGCCGUUGCUGCAAUACCUGUUGGACACCUUCGGACACAGAGGAGCGGUGCUCAUCAUGGGUGCGAUCACGCUGAACACGCUAGUCUGCGGUCUUCUGUACCAUCCGGUCGAACAGCAUAUGAAAAUCGUACCCCUGGACGAGGGUAUCGAUAACGAAGCGCUGACUCUCGACGAGUCGGCGGACAGAAAGCAAGAGUCGGCCGAGAAAAAGGGGAUUGAUUCGAAAUACGAUCCGAGCGCUCGGGCCGUCCGUCGCGAUGACGGCGAUGACGAGUGCGUGCGCAAGUUCUCGGAGCUUCUGCAUAACGUGGCGCUAGAAACGACCGAUGAGAAGGCGUCUCGCGAGACAUCAUCCGCGAGAAAGUCAAAUCGCCAGAGAAGCGAGCAGAACGCCGGCGCGAUUCUCAGGCUACGGUCGUCCGACGUCAAUCCGAGCCUCCAAACGCAGGAGACGCGGGGAGCGAUCUCACGGGGCAGUGUUCCAAGCGCGAACGAGAUCGGCAUGGCGACUCGCUCGGGGGAGAGCGGCGACGCGGCGUUGAACCUGUCGCGACGAGGCAGCUCCUCCUCCGAAGGCGGCAAGCCGCGGUUCGAGUCUCCGAAGAGCGUCUCGAACGACGCCGGAAGCAAGGAAGAAAUCUGCUACAAGUACGCGGAGGAGCCGAAACAGGACACCUUAAGGUCGAAGGAGAACUCGGAGACGCCCGAGAAGACUCGUUUCUUCGAUCUGAGCGUGCUGAGGGAUCCCAUCUACCUGGUGAUCCUCAUCUCCAAUUCCACGUCGGCCAUCAGCAACACGAACUUCAUGAUCCUGCUGCCGUCGUACGCGAUCGCCGAGGGCUUCGACAAGAACUCGUCGGCGCUGCUGCUGUCCAUAGUCUCCGCGUUGGACCUGAUCGGCAGGAUCGGCGGCGCGUCUCUCUCCGACAUCGACUUUGUGCCGAAAUACUACUACUUCGUCGGCGGUCUUGGCACCAGCGGGAUCGCGCUGGCGCUGCUGCCCAUGGCGACCAGCUAUACGAUGCUGUCGUUUUUCUGCGGCCUCUUCGGUCUCUCGUCGGGGAUGUACAUCGGCAUCACGACGGUGAUCCUGGCGGACAUGCUGGGCACGGAGAAGCUCAGCUCGUCCUACGGGAUAUCGUUGUUCGUCAACGGCGUCCUGCAACUCGUCGGGCCGCCCGUCUGCGGCAUCGUUUACGAGAACGUGCUCUCCUACAAGCCGAUCUUCCUGGCCUUCGGCAUCAUCCUGAUCCUGGGCACCGCGCUCUGGGCAAUCGUGCCGGUCAUCAACAGAAACAACAAAAAGGAUCUAGAAACGAUAUAGCGGCUCGAUCGCAAACUCGUUCUCCGUGAACUGAUUAUAACAAUAAGUUUCAAGUGCGGGUGCAGAGAAGGUCCCAUCUAUCCCCCGGCUCUCACGAACACUGUGGCACGUACGCGCAUCAAGCAACUUGCAAACUGCUUGGUUGCUUAGCCUUAAGUAUUCAUUAUCGAAAGUAAUUUACUGCCAGUAACAAAAUAACACCGUUGCGAAUUAUUAUGUAACGAUCAAUCUCACGAGUGAGGUAAUGCGAAAAAAAUAUCAGUCGGUGGUAGGCAAAAGCGCACGUCGUGCGCGUUCCGUUAGGCGACGACUCAGUACCAAAGUAAUCAGGAAAGUUUCUAGUAGUUGCAACCGCGUUAACACUCACGACUUCGGGCAUACUCUCGGUAUAUUCCGAGUGUAUGCAUCUUAAGUAUAUAGAUAUAAGAGUAUACUGCUAAGCAUGGACGCCCGCGGAGAAGAAUUCAAGGGGAAGCAGAACCUUAAGGUCCCUCCGAAGAUGGGAGACGAGUAGAAAACGAGGAAAAUUUUCAUUCUUGCUUGCGAUUUCGAAUUUUAAUAUUGCAAUUUUUCAAUUCCAGAGGGGGGCAACUGCCCCUCCUUGCCCCGCUCCGGGCGCCCAUGUACCAAGUAUACUUACACCGUUAGGUAGAAAUCACACAACGGCAAUGGAUAUGUAACUAUACUAAACACUGAAUAUCGGAGAUACGUCACGAUAUAUAUAAUAUAUAUACAGGGUGGCCCAUUUUAAUUUA
Molecule: messenger RNA, 3311 nt
Organism: Ooceraea biroi (clonal raider ant)
Lineage: Eukaryota; Metazoa; Arthropoda; Insecta; Hymenoptera; Formicidae
Product: monocarboxylate transporter 9
Biological process (GO): monocarboxylic acid transport; transmembrane transport
Molecular function (GO): monocarboxylic acid transmembrane transporter activity
Source: RefSeq, a predicted model, not a curated record